AUGUUUCACCAGCAUAAUCGGAUGCUAUCGCAUUCACAACUAAUCCUUGCAUCGAGUUCACUUUACUCCAGCCUGGUUCACCACCUUCAGACUCGUAAGCUCAUCUUUGACAAGUUUUUCUACAUGUUGGACAGAUUUUGUGGGCACUUUUGGCUGUCCUUCUGGCUGCACCUUCGCUACCAGCCUCAGCUAAUCGACACUGGCGAGUUGUGCGUUAUUCCAGUAUACUACACGGCUGAGGGGAGUGUCAUUUGA
Protopolystoma xenopodis is the source of this 255-nucleotide messenger RNA. The record is from the annotation of a GenBank genome assembly. Lineage: Eukaryota; Metazoa; Platyhelminthes; Monogenea; Polystomatidea; Polystomatidae.